Molecule: messenger RNA, 4877 nt
Organism: Sycon ciliatum
Lineage: Eukaryota; Metazoa; Porifera; Calcarea; Leucosolenida; Sycettidae
Exons: 3
Coding region: 592-4392 (1266 amino acids)
Biological process (GO): signal transduction; protein phosphorylation
Cellular component (GO): cytoplasm
Molecular function (GO): protein kinase activity; protein binding; ATP binding
Source: RefSeq, a predicted model, not a curated record
CAGCUCGAAAUGUCUUCACGGUUCGGACAACAGGCAAAUAAUAAUUAUUGUUGCAAUCGCCUCGAACACUAGCAUAUCUCACGGCGUGAAUAUCGAAUGUGAGCGGAAGGUAAUGCUGUGCCUGAUAUCGACAAUCUACCGGUUCAUCGUCCGCUGAUCCACCUUGAGCGUCAAGUACUACUAGUAGACACUGGCCCAAGGCAGCGCUCUACGUGAAGUACUGCGUUGGUGACUGGAGACGAGUGAGGGCAGAAUGAUCUACACGGGGAACAUGACGAUUGUAACAACACUCAACAGCCAAUGAAUGGGAAGCAGGGAGUAGUAAAAUACAACACAUGAAGUUCGAUUUUGGAUUGCAGGGUAUGACGAGGAGAUAUCGAGAGCGAAAAGAGUUGGGACGUAAGUAAGCUACAAUUGUAGUAUCUCUUCGCAUGAUACACUGGACACGAGCCGCAGUUUCCAAGUCUCUCACUGGAUUUGCACGCGGAGGUGGAGGAAGUCACGUUUAUCUUCGGAAGCCGGUUUGGAUCCGCCGCUUGCGAAAGCCGACACCGCUCGGGCCAUAGGAAAACAGGAUCCAAAGAAGUGGCAAUGGCCUGGAAAAGUGGUGGACUCUCUUCUCCGAACUGCGCUAUUUCCCUGCUUAUAGUCUGCUGCGCUGCAUUAGUUUGCCAUGGACAAGUAAGCUCACGUGAGGAUCGGCUCUGGUCCAGUAAAGAUCAGCCUCACACCAUCAUACCUAAUCCUCUGGUUCCUGUUGAGCUACAGGCAGCCUCCCCGUCCCUGGACCAGCUACACAUCUACGGGAGCAACGGACAAGUGCCUGGGUUCGCUGCGGUGCCGGCUCUGCUGAAACUUAUUCCCACGCGCACAAUGGUGGUGAACUUCCAGCAUCUCAACAUCGUCAACGGCGAGACAGUUGUGCUUCCACUGGUGACUGCGGCAUGGAAGGAACACAGUACGCCUGACAUUACUGUGUCCAUCCAGUAUUACCCGAUUCCGACUGAGCCCUUGCUACAAGGGACACCAACGUGGGCAACGAAUGACAUUGACUGCACCGCCGUGGACUCGUCCUGCACCGGGCCGGAGUACUACGAGUGGGAUCUACUCGGGUCGGUGGUGUCCCCAUCCGGCCGCGACCUGGUUCUGAUUGGCCUGAGGGAUCGCAACACUGGGAGAGCUGCCGUGUACGUGUGGCGAGAUGGAAAGCUCCACAGAACGGUAAUACCGGAACAAGAGAAUCCGGACGAUAUUCCGCAUGCCCGGGCUCUGGUUUCAUUGAGAACAGCCUCCGAUAAUCCUGCUGGUGAUGACUUCAGUGUCAUAGGCAUUUACAGCACAAAGGUGAACACAACAAACAUGUGGAGGCUGGAUUUUCGCAAUAAUUCACGGACGGCAAGCUGGUAUAUCAUUAGUCCAGUUGACGAGAGGAGACCGAGCCUACACCAAUCCAUCGACAUGUUUUUCGACGAGAGCAGCCAACAGAUCAUUUUGUUCGGAGGAGGUGCUGACUCGGAAGCUUCCUGCGAGUUGUGGACCUACGAUUUGGUGAUUAGUGUUUGGGACAGUGAUGAGUUUCCGCGCGACUGCAGCUACAGUGGUGUGGACAAGACAUACUCUACCUUUGUACAACAGCAGAGUCUGCUGGUGGUCUUCAUCAACGAGGCACAGAUGAGUGCAGCUGCGGGCCGGCAAUACACUGUAUACAUGAAGGACAUGAGCGACCGUGCUUCAAACUGGACCGUGCUGCAGUCGACAGUCAGUGGUGCAUCGCUUGUCGCAAACCAAGCCAGCAUAUUGGCAGGCAGUGAUGCCAUAUAUCUGGUCAGCAGCAACGAACCGUAUCUCUUCGUGAUCCGAAGGAAUGUUAACCUUCCCCUGUGGUCCGACAGCGCUGUAGACUUUGCACCGGUUCCGACCUAUAGCCGCCUGGCGACAUCGCUCAGCCAGAGCAUUGCCAGCGCCGCUCAGCCGGAGAUCCAGUUCCAGGGCCCGUUCGGCACGGGCUUUGCCGGCCCUUCGGUGAAUGUGCUGCUGGGUGGUGCAGUGUGGGAUAGCAGAUACAUACCGUAUGCACUCAGUGUAGUGCGCCGCAUCAACAGCCAGCUCCCCAUCGACAGCAUCGGCAGCGUAAACGCGCUGCAAAUCCCGUACACGAGCCACGUCAUGCACACCAACCCAGUUGAGAUGGACAGCGGACUUGGGCGCGGCCGUCUGUACCUUGUGAUGCUCGACGCCGGCACAGGCGACAGCUGCUUGAUGAUCAUACAUGGCGGGGUAACAGUGAACUUUGCACAGAUGUUCCACCCACUGUCAGCACUGGAAAGUCUGUGGUGCUUUGAUGCAUGCCAGGGCACAUACAAAAAAGGGACGGAGGACGAAGGAGACGGACCUCCGGCACGCUACAGUCAUGCUGGCUUUGCCCUUACCGCUGACUCAUUUGUGAUUUUCGGUGGCAAGGCUCCAUUGCGUAAUGGGUCAACGAUGGACACGGCGUUGCUACAUGAUGUCUGGCUCUUCUCCUUUCAGGACCAAAACAACCGCAGCGCGUGUGAAGGAACAUGGCAGAAUCUGUCCGCAGCUCAUCGUGAGAUGCCAUCCAUUUCGGCACCGGCAGUACUAGCACUGACUAUAGCAGGCCGGCAGAGGAUUCUAGUUUUCGGAGGACAGGCAGACGACAUCUGGCAGACCGCUUCGGAUGCCUUUUUUGAGAUUUCGAUCGAAGGACAGACAUACUCCAUUCAGGAUGUCAAGCAAGAGCAGGGAAGGCUUCCAGGAAGGAUGGGCCAUACACUCAAGCAGUACAGCAAUGAUAGCCUGCUGUUGUUCGGUGGCAGAGGUGCUGACGAGCCGACAACUGCGUCGGAAGCGUUCCUGCUGCGUUACUACGUGGACCAGAACGACGUGAUCUGCAUCUCCCAAGCCAUACCGUUCUUCAGGCAUGAGCCGAUGAUCGGGAUGAGUGUAGCAUCGUUGAGCAGCGGCCUAAUACUGAUGGCAUCAACGGUUGUCAGAAUCGCCGCUGAAGAGGAGGUGCACAGUCAAGCAGCUGGCAUCCUGUACCUACCAUUUGGCCUUUGCCAAGCAGGGCAUGUCCGGAAUAUGUUCGCCGCUGAAUGCAAGGCAUGCCCAAAGGGUACUUGGGGAUCCAGUGGCAAAGCCUGCGUAAAUUGCUCCAGCGGGACAACAACGCCGGGCUCUGGCAGCACUUCGACGGAUGACUGCACAGUGUGCGCGCAGAGCAUUUGCAACUGGCACGGCAACUGCUCCGUAGUGGGCAGCCAAACGAUGUGCUCCUGCCAUUGGGGUUACUAUGACUGGGAUAACUGCUUCAUGCCUUACUACUAUAUUGCCGGCGGGGCGCUGCUGCUCCUGUUUGUCAGUGUCCUUGUCAUUGCCGGAUACAUCUCCGUGAAGCAGCACGGGGCACAGCAGGAGCUCCACCGCGAGCAGCGUGCCUCGGCGAAACGAAUGUCCACGUUCAUGGCCGUCUGGAAAAUCGAAUGGGGUCAGCUGCGCCUGCGGCACGUCAUUGGCCAGGGUGGUUACGGUGAUGUUUGGCUUGCAGAGCUGAAUGACAUGCUUGUGGUUGUGAAGAAGCUGAAGCAAUACCUUCAGUGUGACGACCUCUGCAGCCGCGAGUUCCAGCGAGAAGUGGAAUUGAUGAAGCUUCACCGACAUCCAAACAUUGUGUUCUUCCUGGGAGCCGGCACUGACCCACGCAAUGAGCCAUUCCUAGUCAUGGAGUAUGCUAAGCGUGGAUCAUUGAAAGCAUUACUGCAAAACAGCAGUGUUACCAUCAGUCACACAGAUCGACUUCGCUUCAUGCUGGAUGCGGCUAAGGGUAUGGAGUAUUUGCACGGCCUGCAUCCACCAGUUGUACACCGUGACCUGAAGUGCUCCAAUCUGCUGGUGACCGAGCGCUGGGUGGUGAAAGUGGCUGAUUUCGGCACGGCGCGCCUGAUGUCACGCCUGGCUGACAAUACAGGUGUCCGUCGUCGGCGACGGCAACGCCAUGGUGACAGUCUGGACGAGAGCGAACCUCUUCUCCAGCAUGAUGACUCGACCGUGACAUUCAACAAUGGCACAGAUGCAUACGUCUCGCCAGAACGAAUCCGCAGGCAACCGUACGGAACAGCUGCAGACGUCUACAGCUUUGGCAUUGUACUAUGGGAGUCGUACACUCGCCAGACGCCGUACGAAGAGCCGGACUAUGCGUUCACCAACCAGCUCCUCAAUGCCGUAAUCGGUGGCGAGAGGCCCAGUUUUCCCAGCAGCACUCCGCAGGACUACGUGGACUUGACCCGACACUGUUGGCAGGAGAACGCCGUCGGACGGCCGAGCUUCUCGGAGAUAGUGCGGCGUCUCGACAUCCAGCUGCUAUCCUGGUAGUUGCACUGGUGACCAGCGAGCAUCGAUUGCCAUGUCCCGCGGUGGAGUAAAAACGUUCAUGCAAGCACACCGACAACCAUUGAGCAGACAUGAAGAAUCAGUGGCAUCAGCAUCGUUCUCCCCUAAAACUGAAACCCUGAAUGCAAGCAUAUUACUCAUUGUUAGUGAAGGGAAAGAAGCCGAGAAAGAGGCAGUGCGGAGAUAAGAGCUUUACUAGAGUGGUGAAUAGCAUUAAAAGAAAAGCGGACAUUGAACGUUGGACUUCUGUUACCCAUGCGUCCCUCUUAUUAGUUCGCCAGUCUGCGUAGCAUUCACUUUUAAAAGUGUUCAAUGCUAUACCCCUUACACAGUAUGUGCUCCCUUGCUCGUUAUCAAUGUUGAUAUAAAUUUCUCCCUUGCUCGUUAUCAAUGUUGAUACAGAUUUCUCCCUUGCUCGUUAUCAAUGUUGAUACAGAUUUACUUGAUAAUUUCCCACAGAAAAUCGA